Messenger RNA from Endocarpon pusillum Z07020, 3168 nucleotides. RefSeq lists its product as uncharacterized. NCBI's taxonomy places the organism in Eukaryota, Fungi, Ascomycota, Eurotiomycetes, Verrucariales, Verrucariaceae. Bases 1 to 3168 code for a protein of 1055 amino acids. The record is from RefSeq and is a predicted model, not a curated record. The transcript is spliced from 2 exons.
AUGAAUUUGUCGAAGGAUUUUGGUGAAUGGUGGCAGAUCUCAUCCCCCAACCACCAGGAUUUUCCUGAACGCUUCGACAUUCGACCAGCCACAGUCCAACCACCUUUUAUUCUAACGUCUCGCCUAUCUCCCCUGACUGAGCCUACUGCAACGGUGUCUUCCCAACUCCCUCCUGGCUUUGAUGACCUUUACGAGUAUUACGACCCUGACACAGAACCCAGAAGCCAACCCCAACGAGAGGUUCAUACACCUGUCUCUCAGCGUCGACCGCCUUCCGCUUCUUCUGGUAGUCUCCGAUCUUUGCGGAGGACCCCAAGACUGCAGGAGAGAAACACCUCUCAGCGCAGUGUAAGAGUAUCAGGGAGAUUGUUGACCGAGGGAGGUGUCUUGGGACCAGCAGAUCGACGUGAGAAACCUACACGCCCAUCGUUCACCAAAGCCGAUCUUCCCUUCACCCAAGGCCAACCGAUCAUACCGCAGAUCUUCCGUCGCAUUGUCAGUCGGGAAUCGCUCUGGCCACCUCCUAACACCCGAAUCUCUCGCCAAUCUCACGAAGCUAUCCUGUUUGCUCUUGAGGCUAUACGGAUUGGGGACGGGAAAAACUAUAAAGAACUAUCUGCCGACCUCGAGGAGGAGAGUGCUCGCAUGUCAGACCUUUUCGCUGGAGAUCAGCCCGGUGGCCCCAGCGGAAAUGGCAGAGCUCAGAAUGGCGCAUCGCGGGCUGCGCGAGGAGCACCCGUACCCACAGGCGGCGUCAGAACACCGACCGAAGUGAUGCGAGCUAGGCGAGAGCGAGAUGCUAGAAGGAAGGCAGAAGAAGAGGCGGCCAGAUUGCGAAACCUUGAGCAAGAAGAAUUAAGGAGAGCGCAGGAAGCAGAAGCUGCAGCAGCCGUUCCAGGUGAAGCCCCUGUACGACGCCGAUCUACAAGGCGGUCGGGUGUAGAAGUACCAGAUGGCAGUCGAAGAUCAAGUGGAGGUCAAUUUUCGAGUCGCAGGCAAGAGAACAUACUGCCUGUCGCCAGCGUGACUUCAAGGCCACGCACAUCCACCCUCGAUCAAGGCCAACCAAGACCCGUGAGCCAGCAGCCGAGAGUGUCAUCCAGAUACGAAAGACAGCCAAGUGAUGAGCCUACCGCUGGUCCUUCGCGAACAAAUCGAGUCGAUCUUCCCUCCAUGACCGAUGAGAGCUCGGCCAAUCCAGCAAUCCCAUCACAACCUGCGACACAUGCACCAACCCAGCCUUCUACUGAUCCACAGACUGGCCGAACUACUUUCCCUAACGCAUUCGAAAGAUGGGAAACAUUGUCGUCACACUGGGAAGGAUUGACCUCGUACUGGAUCCGCCGCCUCCAAGAGAACAGCAACGAGCUGAACCGCGAGCCGCUGAAUCAGCAAAUGUCAAGACAGAUCGUCGAUCUCUCUGCGGCUGGCUCUAACCUGUUUCUUGCGGUUUUUGAGCUUCAACGCCUACGAGCUUCAUCGGACAGAAAGUUUCAGCGAUGGUUUUUCGAAACGAGGUCGGAAUUGGAACGAUAUCAAGCACAGCAAGCAGAGCUGGAACGUCUUCUACGCGUCGAGCGCGAAGAACGUGCGCGAGUAGUGUCAUCGACGGGGUCAGCAGAAGCGGAUAAGCUCAAAGCAGAGGAGCUGGUGAAAGAAAUGAGGCGAGAAUUACAGAUCAGCAAGGAGGAGGCACGUCGGGCGUGGGAGGAGCUGGGCAGGCGAGAACAGGAAGAACGUGACCGGACCGUGUCUCUUCGCAGCGGAGAGCCAACGCUGGUGGGCGGUGUGCAGGUCGUGCCCAUGACUCAGGGGGUGCCAAGCCGGCAGACCACCGCUGCCCCCGGACGGCCACAGACCCGAGACGGACCGUAUGCAGGAGGGCCAAGUGCAGCUAUGAUGGGUGGACAAGCCCCGACCUCAGUAAGCCGCACUACUCUGGAAUCACCUGACGAGGAGGAGAGACAGUUCUCAUAUCAACCGCCUCCGGCCGCAUCACCCACGGACACUGAUCCUUUCGCCGAAGAGGCAGCUCGUGCAGCCACACGACAGCCCACCACGCGCACACGCGAGUCGGUGCGCUCUCCAGAGUUGCAAUUCUACCAACGGCCGACUCAGCCAAUCACCUCUCCGGCCGCACUUGCUGCUCUGAGAGCCACGCAGCCGCAGACAUAUCCUACCAUCCCAAUAUCUGAAGCAAGAGGCGGGUACAGCUCAGCGCACCAAGCGACUACAGCAACAAGUAAUGGCGGAGGCAACAGCCGCUUCUACCCGCAAGCCGUGAACAGCGCUGCCCUGCAACCACCGUUUAGCGCAGCCGCUGCUGCUGCACCUUCCAUCACCGCACCACCCCGUCCAGGAACCCACAAUACCGACCUCUCCUCCCACGACGAACCCAGCUACAUAGCCUCCACCACCUCUGGCGCCGGCUCCAGUAUCGGCGACGAAGAAUACGAAAUCGACGCGGAUGGGAAUUACCGACUCGAUGCAGAGGGUCAACGGAUACCAUGGCGUGACCCCAGUGAUCCCACAAAUCGCCCGCGGUACGGUCCAGUUAGUGAAGAAGGAUCAGAAGAUGAAUACGACGUCCAGCGUGAAAUUGAGCGAGAGAGGGAAUAUGCGAGGAGAUAUGGCGCGGGAGCUUUGCGGCAGACGCAGGUACCGCAGCAGCAGCAGCAGCAGCAGCCACAAUACUCUACAUCCGCAACCCUCUCUGGCCCGGUAGCAGGCGCUACUCUGCCGCAACCCACCGCCACUCGCCCAACUGUCUCGAGCCCCUCCUACACCCAACCUCUUCAAACUCUUCGCGAAGCACCAGAACUCUCACCCACCUCCGCAGCAGCAGCGGCGGCAGCGGCAGCAGCAGCAGCAGCAGCAGACUACUCAGGCCAAGGCUACAGCCCCACCAGCAACGGUGGCGGUGGCGGUAGCGGCGGAUGGGAAUCCUCCUACACCCCGCGCCACCGCCACCCCACGCGUCUAUCCGAUAUCAUCGAACAGGAAGACGAGCGCAGUCGCCGUACGAGCCCGAAUCCGAGCCGUGCUAGCUACAUGGGAAGUGAGCCGGGGAGUGCCGGGUUUGGUGUCCAGCAGCAGGGCAGCGGAAGCGGGGGUGCGAGUGCGAGGGAGGCGAGGGAGAGGUUCGGUGGAGGGUUGUCUGGGAGGUGA